CAUGCCUAUGAACUUGUAUUCGCUGUGGACGAACUGUUAAAUUUAAACAGCAAUAAUGUACAAAGUGUUGUCUCGUCUGAACGGCCUGUGUUUGCUCGGGAAAACGGACUGGAGGAAUGCAGUGGACGUGUUUGUGAAAUUCCACAGUAGGAGCGGUGUACUAUGUCAAAAAUCAACAGUGAAACACCCACCUCAUGAGCUGCCCGGGAUGCCCCCAUGUGACUUUAAUCCCAAGCCAUACCAGGGCAUGUCUAAAGAGCGUCUACUAGAGAUCAGGAAACACAGCUGCAAUCCCAUGACCAUGAAGGUAACAUACUUCAAAAAGCCAGUCUUUAUAAACCAGGGUUACAUGCAGUGGCUGUGGGAUGUGGAUGGAAGACGCUAUCUGGACUUUUUUGCUGGAGUGGCCACCGUCAGUGUAGGACACUGUCACCCGAAAGUCACAGAGACAGCAGAGAAACAGCUAAAGCGUCUAUGGCACACGACUCCCAUCUAUGUGUACCCACAAAUGCAGGAGUAUGCAGAGAAACUGGCCUCCCUUCUGCCAGACCCACUUAAGGUUGUGUAUUUUACCAACAGUGGCUCGGAGGCUAAUGACCUUGCAGUGCUAAUGGCUCGGCUUCAUACAGGAAAUUUUGAUGUCAUUACACUCAGGGGUUCAUAUCAUGGUGGCAGUCCACAAGCGACAGGUCUGACGUCCAAUGCAGAUUACAAAUAUCCCAUUGCCUGUUCUCUGGGUUGCCACAAUACCAUGUGUCCGGAUGUGUUCAGGGGCCUUUGGGGAGGCAGUCACUGUAGAGACUCUCCUGUUCAAACCAUCCGAGAGUGCAGCUGCUCCCUAGGUCACUGUCAUGCCAAUGAUAAGUAUAUUGAUCAGCUCAAAGACGUGUUUGCCACAACUGUCUCCACUCGCAUUGCUGCUUUCUUUGCGGAACCAAUUCAGGGUGUCGGUGGGGCUGUUCAGUACCCUAAAGACUACCUGAAGGAGACCUACCAGCUCGUUCGGGAGAGAGGUGGAGUUUGUAUAGCAGAUGAGGUCCAGACUGGUUUUGGCCGCACAGGGAGUCACUUUUGGGGUUUCCAAGGACAUGAUGUCAUUCCUGACAUGGUUACCAUGGCAAAGGGCAUUGCGAAUGGCUUUCCAAUGGGUGCUGUGGUCACCACAGCAGAAAUUGCCAGUUCCUUUGCAAAGGGUGUUCAUUUCAACACAUUUGGAGGAAACCCAUUAGCUUGUGCAAUUGCCUCAUCAGUUUUAGAUACGAUAAAGGAGGACAGGACACAAGAGAACAGUGCUUAUGUGGGCACAUACCUGAUGACUGAACUGGCCAAACUUCGGGACAAGUACGAGAUCAUUGGUGACGUUAGAGGAAAAGGUCUUCUGAUCGGGGUGGAGAUGGUCAAAGACAAGGCCAGCAGAGACCCACUCCCUCCAGAAGCCAUGGCUGAGAUUUUCGAGGACACCAAAGACAUGGGUGUGCUAAUUGGUAAAGGAGGAGUGUACGGACAGACGUUCAGGAUCAAGCCUCCUAUGUGUAUAACAAAAGGCGACGCAGACUUCUUCCUUGCCGUAUUCAACCAGGCAGUGCUCAACUACAUAGAGAGGAGAUAAAAGAACAUACUGGGUCAUAUUUCCUAUUUUAAAUGACUUCACAGGUCCUUAGUUGACCUAAAGCAUGCUAAAGGAUAACCAGCAUAAAGUGUUGACAAUUUUCACAUUCACAUUUCUUGAAAAGUAUGAGAGAACCUUGUAGGGACAUAUGUCAGGCGCCUCUUUUGAUUGGUUCCCCUCUCAAUUUAGUAACCGAUUCAGUUUUUGCCAAAUGCACUUAAGAAUCACAAUACUCAAGAAACUCAAGUGCACCAUGAGAUUUUGAUGUAACGUUUGUGUUGCUGUACUGGCGUUUACAAUUUAUCACGUAAAAGAAAUUCAGAAUUUGUAUUAAAGUUAUUUUGAUAUUAAAGAGAUAGUUCACCCAAAAAUUAAAAUUCUCUCAUUAUUUACUCACCCUCAUGCCACCCCAGAUCUGAUUUUAAGAAUAUCUCAGCUCUAAAUGAGUGAAUGGGGGCCAGAACUUUGAAUCUCUAAAAAG
This is a messenger RNA of Myxocyprinus asiaticus (Chinese sucker), 2090 nucleotides long. RefSeq names its product alanine--glyoxylate aminotransferase 2 (gene agxt2). Bases 56 to 1609 code for a protein of 517 amino acids. Gene Ontology annotation, biological process: glyoxylate catabolic process. Gene Ontology annotation, cellular component: mitochondrion. The record is from RefSeq and is a predicted model, not a curated record. Gene Ontology annotation, molecular function: pyridoxal phosphate binding; L-alanine:glyoxylate transaminase activity. Lineage: Eukaryota; Metazoa; Chordata; Actinopteri; Cypriniformes; Catostomidae. The transcript has 14 exons.